UUGAAAAGAUAGAAGUCAAACUGCUCGUGAACCACUUCAGAAUCGAGUUUGGAGGAUCAACUAUCUUUUGCUAUGGUAUCGAGCUCGGCCAAGAUUCUUCUGAGGCUUCAGGAAGAUUGCAGCUUUCCCUGUCAGAUCGGAGGUUCGCAAUGGCUAAACUCUUGGAGAUACUUGCGCGGCCUCCAUAUUCAUUAGCUGCUGCCUCUGAUGGCAAGGGCCAUCUGUUUACCUUUGCCAAACUGCCACAAAGUGUAUAUCCAGUGGAAGUCCGGUCACGGACCUACAAUGCAUCAGCAGUGCUCAAGCCGGACCUGCAGCUGAGGCUACCCCUUCGGCCGCCUGUGACUAAAGGGAUCUUGCCGGCUCUUGAUGCCAUUGUGCGUGAGGCCUCUAGCUCAGGCAAGAUUAUCAUCGGUCAGACAUUUUAUUCACAGCAGCAGCGUCCUAAGAUCAGCUCUCAUGGGGCCUUUACUACCGAAGCUCUGGAAGGAACCAUGCAGACCCUAAAAGCCACCGAGCAAGGGCUGGUGCUAUGUGUGGACUAUUCAGUUAUGGAGUUUUGCCGAGAUGGAAGCAAAGUUCUGGAUCUUGUUAAGCACUUGGUGAAGCGGUUUGACACUGAUAUUCCCUUUGACAUGGAAACAGCUCUAGACCAGAAGCAACGGAAAUAUUUGGAGAGCAAGCUGAAAGGCCUCUGUAUCACAGUGAAUUACCUGAAGAAGUCCUCCAAAGGGAAAGACAAUGGGACCAGAAUUCGGAAGUACAAGGUUCAAGGUUUGACAGCUCAGCCUGCGCAACUUAUCACAUUCCAGGACUUUGAUUCAGGGGAGCCUCUUAAGCUCGUUGAGCAUUAUGGUAAGGAGCAUGGAGUAGCCAUUCGGUAUAAGAUGCUUCCAUGCUUGGAUUUGAGCACGAAACAUGGCAGACCAAAUUAUAUCCCGAUUGAGCUCUGUAGUCUUCAUCAACGGCAGAAGUAUCCCAAGGACAAUACGCUCAAGGGUUCCAACCUGAAGCCAAGGGACAAGCCACCCGAAUCAAAUGCCCGGAAAGAUAUGAUUCUGGAUAUGGUAAAACCUCCAGAAGGGCCUUGCAGUGGUAGCAGAGGCGAGCAAUUUAACAUUACAUUGAACAGAGAGAUGACAGAAGUCACGGGUACUAUUCUUGCUCCCCCCACCCUUACACUCGGCUCCUCCAAUGGCCGCUGCAAGUACGAUAUCAGGAAGAAAAACUGCCAGUGGAACCUCAUGAAUUGGAUGAAACUGGUAGACGGCAAAGUACUGAAGUGCUGGGGCAUUCUCGACUUCAGUGCAACGCCAUCUCACUCUGGCCAGGAAAGGCUUCAUGGAAACAAGUUCAUUGAGAAUAUCGUCAACAAGUGUGUUCACCUUGGUAUUCAGAUGCAAAGAGAAGGCUGUUUUGUGCGUUGUUCAGCAAUGUCGGUACUGUCUGAUCCGGGCAAACUACGUGAGGAGCUUAUCCAGGUGAAGAAGGAUGCCGAGGAGCACACGCAGAAGAAGCUACAACUCCUCUUCUGCCCGAUGUCUGAGCAGCACCGUGGGUACAAGGUACUGAAGAUGAUCUGCGAGACAGAGCUGGGGAUCCAAACCCAGUGUCUGUUGAGCCACCUCGCAAACAAAGGCGAUGGCCAGGACCAGUACUUGUCCAACCUUGUCCUCAAGAUCAACAUCAAGCUCGGGGGAAGCAACAUGCAGCUAUCUGACCAGCUUCCAAAGGUGACUGGCUCACGUUUCAUGUUCAUCGGUGCGGACGUGAACCACCCGCCUCCAGGAGACACGGAGAGUCUGUCGAUAGCAGCUGUUGUGGCGUCCAUGGAUUGCCCUAGCGCCAGCCAGUACGUGCCGAGAAUCCGUGCCCAGAAGGGCGGCAAGGAGGAGAUCGUUAACCUCGGUACCAUGUGUAAGGAGCUCAUCCAAGUCUACAAGGAGAGGAACGACGGCUUCAAGCCAGACAAGAUCAUUUACUUCCGAGACGGCGUGAGCGACGAGCAGUUCCGUACGGUCCUCGACAAGGAGCUAGUGUCGAUGAAGGAGGGCAUCUGCGAGGACGGCUACUCGCCGACGAUCACAGUGAUCGUGGCCAAGAAGCGGCACCACACGCGGUUGUUCCCCAACGACAGAAAGGAGCUGCGGACGGAUAACGGCAAUGUGCUCCCUGGCACGGUCGUCGACACCACCGUGGUCGACGGGUCGCACGAUGACUUCUUCCUGUGCAGCCACGACGGGCUGCACGGGACGAGCCGGCCGACGCACUACUACAUGCUGAAGGACGAUCACGGCUUCGAGCGCGUGGACCUGCACAAGCUGGUGUACAGCAUGUGCUUCAUGUUCGCUCGCUGCACCAAGCCGGUGUCGCUGACGGCGCCCAUCAAGUACGCCGACACCGUGGCCUACCGCGGCAGGGACUACUACGACAACAGGAUGGUGUCCCAGCGGCCUCCGUCCGGGCCGUCAUCGUCGGCCUCCGUCCCCGCGGGUGCUCCCCUGUUCUUGGAUAUGCCCGAGGUGCAUGCGGAUCUCAAGGACAGCAUGUUCUUCAUCUGAUGCCGCCUGAUUUUCAGCAUGGUGAGCUCCAACCCUGCGUUCUGCUUCUUGUGUGCGCCUUCUUGCUGUGUAUGGUGAAGGCCUUUGGCUGGCGCUUCUGUUACAUAUUUGCUGUGUUCUGUACAUGCUCGUCAAACUGACUUACAGCUUUGCUGUGUUCUGUACAUGCUCGCCAAAUUGGCUCUUACAGCUCUGCUGUGUUCUGUACAUGCUCGCCAAAUUGGCUUGUUUCAAACUUGUUCUGCACACAUUCUGUUACUGAUUACUGUAAAUCAACCAAGAACUAGUUUCAGUCUUUCUUCUUUUUUGCUUUAUCAUAUUUCAUAUUCCGGCAGAUGUUCGAUGUGAGAUUUCCAACAUGUUGA
Molecule: messenger RNA, 2926 nt
Organism: Triticum aestivum (bread wheat)
Lineage: Eukaryota; Viridiplantae; Streptophyta; Magnoliopsida; Poales; Poaceae
Product: protein argonaute 2
Exons: 2
Coding region: 150-2561 (803 amino acids)
Molecular function (GO): protein binding; RNA binding
Source: RefSeq, a predicted model, not a curated record